GAAACACACUUUGGUACUAUAAACCGUAUACUUUCAUAGCCCUCCUUUAUAAGAUAUCUAGGUUACCUUACCCCCUGCUCCCUAUGAAUAACCUGUUUACUAAAUCUUCUUAGUUACCCCACAUAUGUAAUUCAGCGAAUGUGAGUCGUGACUAAAUGAACUACGUCGACCGAGUUUAUUGCUAUGACUUACAAAGAAGCUUCAACUAUGAUAAGGGGCGUUCGUGCGAGGAGUUUCUUGUUGAGCUUUAAACGCCUGGCAAUCUUAUUUCGCUCAGCGGCCAUGGCGUUACGCGUUGUGGCAAAUAUUUUGCAUAGGGAAAAAAUAUUUAAAGACGGUAGGAUGCCCACCGAGAGAGCAACUGGUCAUCGAUUCAGAGGCUAGGCUUAUAUUAUAAAACCCCUACUUGGUAUUCUCGGUCGACCUUCUGGGAGUACGAACAUCUAAUUACUGGGAUGGCGCCUACUAUCGACAUUAUCCGCCAUGCAGAGGCCACCCACAAUAUCGCAGGCAGCCGCAAGAGGGACGCAAAACUAACCAACUACGGCGCCGGGCAAUGCAUUCUGUUAAGAGACGCGUAUCCGUUCGGACCCAAGGUCACCCAUAUCGUGUCGUCCCCCUUACGACGCGCCAUCGACACCGGGGUAAUUGGAAUUACCCCAAUAGUAGAUGAAAUCAUUAAGAUCAAACUGCUUGCUGAUCUGCAGGAGAUCAGCCCCUCACCAAGCAGCACGGGACUCCCAAAGAGUUCUCUCUCCCGGCGAUACGAUGAGAAGGGUCUCGUAGAAGUGGACGAGCUCGACGAGAAGUGGCACCUCAAAAGUCACAAUAGUCCUUACGCGCCGCAGGUGCCCAAAGUCGAGGCACGGGCGCGAUCCGCACGUCAACACCUACGAACGCUAGCAAGACAGGCUAUCGAGGCUGGGAAAGACGAUGCGCACAUCGUGGUUAUAACCCACGGCGAGUUCGCGCAUUGGCUCACGGACGAUUUCCAAGGCGUAACCGAAGCUAGCAACUCAGGCUGGCGCAGCACGGAGUUCCGGUCGUACCAGAUCCAGAACAUCCUUGCGCCUGACCAUGUCGACCCAGUGCUGAUCGAGACGACCGAGAGCAUUGUGCGGCGACAAGCGUUUAUUUCAAACCAGCAGACAGAUGGUGCCCCCGUGCGCGAUCCUAAGGAAAUUGCCAUCAAGCGAGUGGAUGCGUACACCGAGCUGUAUGAAAACCAAGGGAGAAUAUCGCCUUAUUCGAGUUCUGAAGACGAAGAUUCUGAUGGGUGGGUUGAUGUAGGGGAUGAGCUGGAGUGAACUUCACAUCGUAAAAUGUAUCAACGGCGAGGGGGGUAGUCGAGCGUGGCAUCGUGUAUUUCUUCUAACAGCGUCGAGGCUUAACACAGGGAGAAUAUUUGACGAGCUAUUCUUAGGAGGCUUUCUGAUCUUGUCAUUCUCUUCUGUAUGCAGUAAUAGAGGAGUACUCUAGACGUCUAAAGCGCCAAAGAUGCGCCGCUGUAACUACUUAGGUAGCAUAGAGCAGACCAAUAGACGUCAACGUUAUCAUCGUCAUCAUCCG
This is a messenger RNA of Daldinia vernicosa, 1569 nucleotides long. Its product is annotated as histidine phosphatase superfamily. Bases 456 to 1307 code for a protein of 283 amino acids. The transcript has a single exon. Gene Ontology annotation, cellular component: cytoplasm. The record is from RefSeq and is a predicted model, not a curated record. NCBI's taxonomy places the organism in Eukaryota, Fungi, Ascomycota, Sordariomycetes, Xylariales, Hypoxylaceae. Gene Ontology annotation, molecular function: phosphatase activity.